This is a messenger RNA of Setaria italica (foxtail millet), 1832 nucleotides long. RefSeq names its product anthocyanidin 3-O-glucosyltransferase 2. NCBI's taxonomy places the organism in Eukaryota, Viridiplantae, Streptophyta, Magnoliopsida, Poales, Poaceae. Bases 135 to 1580 code for a protein of 481 amino acids. The record is from RefSeq and is a predicted model, not a curated record. The transcript has a single exon. Gene Ontology annotation, molecular function: UDP-glycosyltransferase activity.
GCCAUAGACAUUAUUGUCCUUGCCAUACUUUGGUCUCUUGGAGAGUGAGGGUAACAGGGGCAAAGCUUCAGCACUGGUCGAAGAGACAGCUUCUUCGAUCCAGUGCUCGGAGGCGAAGAACAACUCCAGCCACAAUGGCAAGCGCAAGCCCUACUAUCGUGCUCGUCCCGCUCUGCGUCCCCGGCCACCUCCCGCCCUUGUUUGAAGCCGGCAAGCGGCUGCUCAGCAGCGGCGCCAUGUCGCUCACGGUGCUCUUCAUGCAGAUGACCAUGGCCGCCAACCUGAUGUCCGACGUCACCGACCUCAUCCGCCGGGAAUCAGAGUCCGGCUUGGACAUCCGCUUCCACCACCUCCCCGCCGUGGAGCUCCCCACCGACUCGCACGGCACCGAGGACUUCAUCAUGCGCUUCAUCCAGCUCCACGCGCCGCACGUCAAGGCCGCCCUCUCCGGCCUGGCCUCUCCGGUCGCCGCCGUCGUCGUCGACUACUUCUGCACCACCCUGUUCGAUGUCACGCGCGAGCUCGCGCUGCCCGUGUACGCCUACCUGCCGUGCUCCGCGUCCAUGCUCGCGCUGAUCCUGCGGCUGCCGGCUCUCGACGAGGAGGUGUCGGGGGAUCUCGGGGACAUGGAAGCGGUUGACGUGCCCGGGAUGCCGCCGGUGCCGGCUGCUCUCCUGCCGACGCCGCUGAUGACGAGAGGCCCGAACUACGCGUGGCUGGUGUACCACGGCAAGCGCAUCAUGGAAGCCGCCGGCGUCAUCGUCUACACGGUGGCCGAGCUGGAGCCGAACGUCCUCGCGGCCAUCGCCGAGGGCCGCUGCGUGCCCGGCCGCCGCGCUCCAACCGUCUACCUGAUCGGCCCGGCGCUGUCGGUCAAGGCGCCCGGCAAGCAGCCGCACGAGUGCGUGACGUGGCUCGACGCGCAGCCGUCGGCGUCCGUCGUGCUGCUCUGCUUCGGUAGCAUGGGCGGUAGCUUCCCUGCGCCGCAGGUACGUGAGAUCGCCGACGCGCUCGAGCGCAGCGGGCACCGAUUCCUGUGGGUGCUCCGUGGCCCCGUACCGGCCGGCGGUGCGCCGUACCCGACCGACGCCAACGUCGACGAGCUUCUCCCGGAAGGGUUCUUGGAGAGGACGAAGGACAGGGGCCUCGUGUGGCCGAAGUGGGCGCCGCAGAAGGACAUCAUCGCCCACCCGGCCGUCAGCGGCUUCGUGACGCACUGCGGGUGGAACUCGGUGCUGGAGAGCCUGUGGAACGGCGUGCCGCUGGCGCCGUGGCCGCUGUUCGCGGAGCAGCACCUGAAGGCGUUCGAGCUCGUGUCCGUGAUGGGCGUGGCCGUGGCCAUGGAGGUGGACAGGAAGCGGGGCAACUUCGUCGAGGCCGCCGAGCUGGAGCGUGCGGUGCGGAGCCUGAUGGGCGGGUCGGAGGAGGGGCGGAAGGCGAGGGUGAAGGCCGCGGAGGCGAAGGCUCUGUGCCGGAACGCCGUGGAGGAGGGCGGGUCGUCGUACGUGUCGCUGCAGGAACUGGCACGGGAGAUGUUACAGCAUUGCGGACGCGAGGCUGAGGAUUCUGCAAGCCUGUAAGGCUGUAAAGCGGGCCCGGUUUGCUACUAUGGUUUGUUGUGCACUGUCUGCAUCUCCAGCAUUUGCAGAACUUCCGUAGUUCUGUUUGGGACUUUGGCUUGAAUAAAUGGUCUGUUGAGUCGUUGUGUAGUGUACGUUGUGAGGCUUUCUUCAAGUAGUAAUAAUGUUAUUUGAUAUUUUGAUGUUCUUUCUGAUCUGGAAAUGUGAGAAUUUCUUUUCUAUGAGCAAAACGGAAUAUAGAUGGUUCAAGUG